Molecule: messenger RNA, 2055 nt
Organism: Pungitius pungitius (ninespine stickleback)
Lineage: Eukaryota; Metazoa; Chordata; Actinopteri; Perciformes; Gasterosteidae
Gene: polb
Product: polymerase (DNA directed), beta
Exons: 14
Coding region: 176-1186 (336 amino acids)
Biological process (GO): base-excision repair; double-strand break repair via nonhomologous end joining
Molecular function (GO): DNA-directed DNA polymerase activity; DNA binding
Source: RefSeq, a predicted model, not a curated record
CGCCGGGGACGUAUGACGCGUCACGCCCGCCCCACCCCCUUCAACGUUUCUUGGUCAUUGUUUAGCCUGUACUAGCUAAUGUGUUAUUCAAGAUUUCAGAGGUUUUCACUUUUCACGUAUGCAUGUUAAGUCGUUCAAGUUUAUAAAGCAUAUUUAAGAGUUCACGAAAGAAACAAUGAGCAAAAGGAAAGCGCCACAGGAGUCCCCAAAUGAGGGAAUAACGGACUUUCUUGUCGAGCUGGCCAAUUAUGAGAAAAACGUCAACAGGGCGAUACACAAGUACAACGCUUACAGGAAAGCAGCAUCUACCAUCUCCAAGUACCCAAACAAAAUCAAAAAUGGUGAAGAGGCCAAGAAACUGGAUGGUGUUGGAGCUAAAAUAGCAGAAAAGAUUGAUGAGUUCCUACAAACUGGCACGCUUCGGAAACUGGAAAAGAUCCGUAACGACGACACCAGCUCUUCUAUCAAUUUCCUCACCAGAGUCACUGGAAUCGGCCCUGCUGCAGCCAGGAAGUUUUUUGAAGAAGGAGUAAAGACAUUAGAAGAUUUGAAAAAGAUUGAGAGCAAGCUGAAUCAUCAUCAACAGAUCGGACUCAAGUACUUUGAGGAAUUUGAGAAAAGGAUUCCGCGUGCUGAAAUGGAACAGAUGGAGACUCUCAUCCAUGGAGAGUUGAAGAAGGUCGGUACAGAAUAUAUUGGGACAAUCUGUGGGAGCUACAGGAGAGGUGCAGCAUCUAGUGGUGAUAUAGAUAUUUUGCUGACCCACCCGGACUACUCCUCAGAGAGUGAGAAGCAGGCGAAGCUUCUCCAUGCCGUGGUCGAGCAUUUCGAGUCCAUUGGGUUUGUGACCGACACCCUGUCCAAAGGAGACACUAAGUUCAUGGGAGUCUGCCAGCUGCAGCGGAGUGAUGAAGAAGAGGAGGAAUACCUUCACAGGCGUAUUGAUAUUAGGUUAAUCCCCAAUGAUCAGUACUAUUGUGGAGUUCUCUACUUCACUGGAAGUGACAUCUUCAAUAAAAACAUGAGAACUCAUGCGCUAGAGAAGGGCUUCACUCUCAAUGAGUACACCAUACGGCCGCUCGGGGUCACUGGUGUGGCCGGGGAGCCUCUGAUUGUGGCUAGUGAGAGGGACAUCUUUGAAUACAUCAACUACAAAUACAGAGAGCCAAAAGAGCGCAGCCAGUGAAGGUUUUUCAUGGAAGCUGCCAUCUUCUUUCGAAUGAGAUCAGAAGCGUGCGUGCGUUAGUAUACUAUUCAACUCAAUGUUAUUGAAAAUAAAACAACAAUGUCAUUUAAAUGUAUGUACUGUAUUUUUUUAUUUAGUGGAAAUCUCCCCCCUUUUAAUGACAUUUGUACCUAAAUGCAGACACCGCUGUAUCUAUAGAGAUCAAUUCUCCUUGGUUGCGGAUAAAUUUCAUUUUUUAAUUGACCACUAAGGGUUGUACUAUAAUCCCAAUGAUGGUAAUAAUCCCAAAAGAGGAGUAGUCUUAAAGUGGACUGUUUUAUAUUGCAGUUGUCAUCCUACUGUCUGCUUUGAGCGUAGCUCCCGCUAACUUUGGCUGAGCUGAGCUGUUUUAAUGGCUCCUUGUUUCUCUUCGAGUCAACACAACUGUCUUGUUACUUUAGUCCAAAAAAGUGUGUGUGUUUUAACUCUUCUUUUUCUCUUUCUCUUCUAAUUUAAACUAAAAUUUAAAGAAACCCGAUAAUUGGAACCGUAUUUGUGGGUAUGGGAACUAAUUUGGGACAUCAACGUUAUUGUUUUGUUUUUUCAGUUACUGUUUGAUAUGUGAAUGUGGCUGUUACAUUGGUAGAUGUCAUGUAUUUUUGUGGAAAUGAUAAUGUGUGUCUAGAAGGUCAGGUCAUUUUUUUGUACUUUUAGAAAGCGAUAUACAAGUUGACCAGGUCACUGAAGUACUGCUGCAGUGUACUGCUCAUAUACAGCUUAACCUGUAACACAACUUGAAUAUUAGGAGAUUGAUUCAGUUUAGUAUGUGGAUGGAAAAUAUUGCUGGAAAUAUUUAAGAAAAAAUAAAUAAAUUGAUAAUUCAAUGUCAA